AUGGCAGACCAAAACAAAGUCAUGCAGUGGGUGCGCGACCUCUUCAAGCACACCCCCCAGCCGGGCGAAGAGCACUUUGGCGUCUACAUCCCCGACAAUGCAGCCCAAGGCACCUUCUAUCUCGGCGUCGGCAAAGUCAUUGAAACCGGCAUCACCCCCAGCGGCGGAACCUACGUCUGGGUUGAGCCCUACGCCAGGAGAAACCCGUCCAUCUUCGACGGGUCAUACGAAUGUAACAAGGGCAAGAGAGCCGCCUACUACCGCUUCUUCCAUCCAGAGUCUGACGAGGAGAUGCCCGCCGAGUACCUGCCCCCGUACCGCCUGAAUCAGGACGAACUGGACCUGGCGGGCCCCGGGCGCGCCGGUCGCCUGCCCAAGCUCCACCACCUCCCGAGCCGGGGGGAGGAGGCCAGGGGCCUCUAUAUUGCGCCCGACACCCAGUUGUACGAGGGCGUUGGCCGUGUCCUCCAAGGCCACGCCAAGGGCCGCGGGUUCUUUGCCUGGGUGGAGCCAAUCCCGGGCAGGAAUGACGACGCUUACAGGUUCUUCGACCGAAACAACGACUCGGAUAUGCACUACAUCAAUAUGCCUUGCUACGGCGCCCAUGACGCAGCGAUGCAGGAGUUGCUCGCCAACCCGCGACCCAAGAAAGACAGCGCUCAGCCGCGAGGCAGGAACUCCGCUAGUGCUGCCCGUCAUGAUACAUUCCCCAAGCUCGGAUCCGAAGCCAUGGGGACCUACUUUGCCCCCGAUGGGAGAUUCUACAUUGGGGUUGGAAAGGUCACUGCCAUUGGACUUAAUCACUGUGGCGCAAUCUACGCGCUUGUAAAGCCCGUCCCAGGCAAGUCCGGGGGUGACUACGACUUCUAUGACGAGCUCACCCUGGAACAUAUGCCCGACUUUACGGGGCACGCGAGUUCCAAGUCCAGAUUUCCAUGGCGCGACCACUUCAGCAAGACCGUGGAGGAGCUGGCUCCGAAAUUCAAGGGGAGCGGAUUGAGGGCGUUGCUUCCAUUUUAG
This is a messenger RNA of Aspergillus calidoustus, 1020 nucleotides long. The record is from the annotation of a GenBank genome assembly. NCBI's taxonomy places the organism in Eukaryota, Fungi, Ascomycota, Eurotiomycetes, Eurotiales, Aspergillaceae.